Messenger RNA from Salmo salar (Atlantic salmon), 1496 nucleotides. Lineage: Eukaryota; Metazoa; Chordata; Actinopteri; Salmoniformes; Salmonidae. The record is from RefSeq and is a predicted model, not a curated record.
UACUGAUUCAACCACCUCCGUAGCUUGCUAGCCAACAUGAAUUCGAAACAUUGAAGCUCUGAAUACCGUUGUUGUGUAACUACACGAAUCCCAGUGUUUUAAACACAGCUCUGUUAACGUAUGUACUAGUUGAUUUAAACUUAAUUCGCUUCGGAGCCUAGCACCAGGGUAGUCGAUAAUGCUAGCUAGCUAACAUCCCCGACCAUGAACUCACAAAGUUAUUCCCCCCCCUGCUAUUGAAGAGGUCUGCUGGAUGGAGAAAGAAGCUCUUAGGCUGAACGUUGUCGUAAAAGAGGAAGAUUAUGAUAUUACAGUGAAAGGAGAGGAAGAAGCAUUCAGAAUGAAAAAAUAUGAAAUGGAGGCUAUCACGUUGAAAGAAGAACAGGAUGUUAAAGUGAAAGAAGAGAAAAUACCGUUUGUUGUGAAAAAGGAAGAGGGGAUAGAGGCUGUCACAGUGAAAGAGGAAGAGGAGGCUGUCACAGUGAAAGAAGAGGAGCAACCGUUUGAAGUGAAAGAGGAGGAGACUGAAGAUCCGAUUAAAACCAGAGAAAGACCAGACUCAGAGGAACCAGAGCCAGAGACAUCAGCAAGACGACACCACUGCUCCCAGUGUGGAAAUAGUUUUACCCGGUUAUUGCACGUGAAAAGACAUGAGAGGACACACACAGGAGAAAAGCCCUUCCACUGCUCCCAUUGUGGACAUAGUUUUACCAGGUUAUAUAGCCUGAAAAGACAUGAAAGGACACACACAGGAGAAAAGCCUUUCCACUGCUCCCAGUGUGGAAAGAGUUUUACCCGUUUAUGGCACUUGAACAUGCAUGAGAGAAGGCACACAGGAGAGAAGCCUCACGACUGCUCCGAUUGUGGAAAGAGUUUUACCCAAUCAUGGCACCUCAAAAUGCAUAAGAAAUUGCACACAGGAGAAAAGCCCUUCCUCUGCUCCCAUUGUGGAAAGAGUUUUGCCCAGUUAGGGAGCCAGAAAGAACAUGAAAGAAUAAACUCUGGAGAAAAGCCCUUCCAGUGCUCCCAUUGUGGAAAGAAUUUUACCUGGAUAGGGAACCUGAAAACUCAUGAGAGGACACAUACAGGAGAGAAGCCUUUCCACUGCUCCUUGUGUGAAAGAGUUUUACUCAGUUAGGGGGCCUGAUCAAACAUAAGAGAAUACACAAAGGAGAGAAGCCUUUCCACUGCUCCCUGUGUGGAAAUAGUUUUACUCAGUUAUGGACUUUAAAAACACAUCAGUGGACACACACAGAAGAAAAGCCUCACACCUGCUCCCAGUGUGGAAAGGGUUUUGUUACGUUAAGGGGCCUGAAAACGCAUGAGAGAAUACAUACAGGGGAGGAGAAGCCUUAUCAAUGCUCACAUUGUGGGAAAGGUUUCGGACGAUCAGGGUAUCUAAAAGUGCAUGAAAGAACGCACACCGAAGAGAAACCAUAUCAAUGCUCCCAGUGUGAAAAUACAUUCUUCUCACCAGGGGACCUGAAAAAACAUGA